This is a messenger RNA of Cuscuta europaea, 1255 nucleotides long. The record is from the annotation of a GenBank genome assembly. NCBI's taxonomy places the organism in Eukaryota, Viridiplantae, Streptophyta, Magnoliopsida, Solanales, Convolvulaceae.
UGGACUUUGGAUAGAAGGCUCUCGAGAGGCAGAGAUGAAAAAUAAAGAAUUGACGUGCAGAUUGCAGAACGCACAAGAAAGAACCAUCUGUUUCCAGAAAUUUCGACACGUUUUACUCUUCGCCCACGUCAUCAUCGUCCACCUCUUCCUUUUUAGGAACUAGAUAUACACAACAUUUCCUUGAAUUUGGAGCAUGGCAGAUUGACGGAACUUGAAACCGGGUAAUUUACUUAUCUACUCAAGUGAUCCAUUCAAACCUUAAACAUAUCCUCUUGUUUCAUUAGUCCGUAGUUUACGACACUAUUAUGCAAGCUAGGUUAUUAUCCGUCGUCGCCGCCGCCGCCGCCAUGGCGAAGCUAAACCGUCCCAUGUUCUUCUUGAUGCCUAAAAAUCAAUACGUCCUGCCACAAAGACACGUUUCUGCAUCAGUUGGAAGAACAGCUGAUCCUAAUGUUCACGCCGGUGAUCUUGAUGACGAUAAUGCAGCAGAGGCGAAAAAAGCGGAAACAGCGAAGGGGGGAUCUGAGAUUAAUCACCCUGGCAUCGGGAAAUCGCCGUUCUCUUCGUCAAAAUCCCCUUGUGGAUCAACGCCGAAAAUAGGAAGCACAGGUGUGAGCGAUCUGGUUGAGCCUAACCUGCAACAGAAGCGCCGCGAUUGCGAUGUCGCAAAAGCAGACCCGUUGAUUACCGACGUUAUUUGCGUGGGGCUUGACGGCGGCCCGUGGCCGGAUGAGGCGACGGAUAGGCGCCGUCAAGAAGAAGAAGACAAGGAAUUCUUCAAGCACCACAAGGCGUCGCCGCUGUCUGAGAUAAGACUUGCUGACACAAGGAAACCGGUUACACGAGCCACAGACGAGUCUGGCGGUGGAGGAGCUGCUGAUGGGGUGGUGACGUGGCGGCCGGAGCAGCUGGAUACGGCGGAGGGUUCGCUGCUACGAGCCAUGGAAGUGUGGAAAUGGAAUGCAAUGAGAGGUGACCCGGAUUCCCCUCACGGGAAGGUUCUUCGUGAGCUUAGAGGGGAAUAUUGGUGACCGGGUCUCACGAGUUCGACCAUAGGACCGUCAUCAUAAUUAAUACGGAGUAUCAAAGUUAUUGUACAUUCUUCAUGUCCCUAUUAAUGACUUUUGUACCUCAAAUUGUUUGAAAAUUAAAAAAACCACACCUUAUUAAAUUAAGGGUGUUUUUCAACAAUAGUGUUAUAAUAAAAUUUAUUUAGACAAAUAUGUCUACUAAUUAUUAUGAAGUACGAUGUAGG